Messenger RNA from Centropristis striata (black sea bass), 2679 nucleotides. It is a transcript of the gene nup88, whose product is annotated as nucleoporin 88. The transcript has 2 exons. Gene Ontology annotation, molecular function: structural constituent of nuclear pore. The coding region runs from base 17 to 2185 and encodes 722 amino acids. Gene Ontology annotation, biological process: mRNA export from nucleus; ribosomal large subunit export from nucleus; protein import into nucleus. The record is from RefSeq and is a predicted model, not a curated record. Gene Ontology annotation, cellular component: nuclear pore. Lineage: Eukaryota; Metazoa; Chordata; Actinopteri; Perciformes; Serranidae.
GUUUCAGUCAAUCAAGAUGGCGGCAUUCAACACAGAACAGUGGUUGAAUGACUUACCAAACCACGAUAUCUUUAAAAAAAUACGAGACAAGUUGGAUUUGGAGCCCAGAACCAAUGUCAGAGGGAUCGCUAAGAACCUCACCUUUUGUUUGGGGGGGGACUUGUUUGUGUGGGACGACACAGACCACGUGUUUUACACCACCAACCUGCGACAGUUAAACACGGAUGAUGAGAGCCGCAGCAGCAGCAGCGGGAGCUACCAGACCUUGCUGUGCAUCAACCCUCCUCUCUUCGAGCUGUGCCAGGUGCUGCUCAGUCCCACCCAGGACCACGUCGCGCUGGUGGGACAGCGGGGCGUCUCGGUGCUGGAGCUGCCUCAGCGGUGGGGCAAGAGGUCCGAGUUCGAGGGCGGACGGAGGGAAAUCAACUGUAAGACCAUCCCGGUGGCGGAGCGCUUCUUCACCAGCUCGGCGUCGGUGACUCUGCGGCAGGCGGCCUGGUACCCCAGCGAGACCGACGAGCCUCACCUGGUGCUGCUCACAUCCGACAACGCCAUCAGGUUCUACAGCUUGAAGUCGCCCCAGACGCCGGCUAAAGUCCUGUCGGUGUCCCAGUCUGAAGAUGACAGCAGCGUGCAUCCUCCGGUCCGCUCCUAUGCAGCAUCUCUAGGAGAGAUAGCAGUGGCGUUUGACUUUGGGCCCAUUUCGUCCCCUUCUCGGCAGCUGGCAGCACAGAGCUCCAAAGAGCAGCUGGUUUAUCCUCUAUACAUCCUCUAUGAAAAUGGGGAGACCUAUGUGAGCAACACCAGCCUGGCAAACGGCGUGAGACUAACUAAACCCGUCGGACCUCUCCCCAUGUAUCCUGCAGCAGAGGAUAACUACGGCUACGAUGCUUGUGCCAUCCUGUGCCUGCCAUGUGCACCCAGUAUCCUGGUUAUAGCCACAGAAACAGGCACGCUGUAUCACUGUGUGGUGCUGGAGUCUGAGGAAGAAGAGGAGUCAGGGGCGGUGGAGAAGUGGAUCCGGGGCACAGAGGCUGUGCCGGCCCUCUACGUUUUUGAGUGCGUUGAGCUGGAGCUCACCCUCAAAGUGGCCACCGGAGAGGAUGAUGAGCCUCAAGAGUUUGAUUUCACCUGCCCAAUCAGACUGCACAGAGACCCGCUGUGCCAGCACAGGUAUCACUGCACACACGAAGCAGGAGUCCACAGCGUGGGGCUAAUCUGGGUCAACAAGCUGCAGAAGUUCCUCCAGUCAGGAGAGGAGGAUAAGGACAGUCUGCAGGAGCUGGCUGCUGAGAAGCGCUGCAUCGUAGAGCACAUUCUUUGUACCAGACCACUUCUAACUAGUGAGUCUGCUCCAGUUCGUGGCUUUUUGAUCGUGUCUGACCUUUCCUUGGGCGCCACCAUGAUCUGCAUCACCAGCAGCUACGAGUGCAUCCUGCUGCCCCUGCUGAGCUCCAUCCGCCCCCCCUCUCCUCCCCUGCUCUGUUCCCACCCAGGUCCAGGCUCUGGUAGCUCCCCUCUGCGCGGGCUGGCCGACGACUCUUUCGAGCAGCACAUCCGCAACAUCCUGGCACGUAGCUCCACCAAUCCUCUCGUACUAAAGGCCGGGGACAAGAACUCGUCACCGCCACCACCAGAGUGUCUGCAGCUCCUCAGCAGAGCCACUCAGGUCUUCCGUGAGGAGUACAUUCUCAAGCAGGACCUGGCCCGUGAAGAGCUGCAGAGAAGGGUUAAACUCCUGACAAGCCAGAAGAACAAGCAGCUGGAAGAAAUGUCUCUGUGCAAGGAGGAGAAGAACAGUCUGAGAGACGCAGCAGAGAGGUUGGCGGAUAAGUACGAAGAUGCAAAGUAUCGCCAGGAAACCAUCAUGAACGGGGUUAAAAGAGUGCUCGGCAGCCUGCAGAGCCGACUACCCAUUCUAUCAAACAGUGAAAAGGAGAUGAUGAAGGAGUUGCAGACCAUCAGUGAGCAACUGAAACACCUGGACAACUGCAUCAAACAGGUGAACAUGAAGAUGGAGUACCAGAAGACACAGGUGGAGAAGGAUGCUCCUGCAGCCAGGACAACAAUGUCUCUGAAUGUGCAGCAGAAGAAGGUUGUUCAGGAUGUCCUCAGGGAGCAGGGACAGCAAAUUGGUGACAUGAUGAAACAAAUCAAAGACAUCAAAAACCAUUUCAGUUUCUAAUGCAGACAACUGUAAACAUGAAUUGCUAACAAUUGGGGGGGAAAUAAUUCCAAAGCUCUUUUGACUACAGUGACUAAAUCUGCCUUUUUGUGACAUUUGUUGAGAAGCUUGAACGAGUGCUUUUGUUAUGAAUGUGCCAUGUGUGUGUGGAAUAGGUAUUUGAAUAGAAGUAUAUUUUAAAUACAUUGAUAUAACUUUACCUUUGAUACUAUUACAUGUUGUUUGUCUCUUAAUAGGGGUAUGAUAGGUUUGCCUUCUGUUGUUGCGUAACAUUUUGCAUAUUUCUUACAUCAGUUUUUCUCAAUGUUACGGUUUCAGAUUGACAGAGCAGAAUAUACCAUGUAAAGGCAGGAAAAAAAAGUGAAAUAUUUUGAGCUUUUCAACAUUGUUUGCUCACUUUUUGGAUUAUUAAUAAAAAAAAAUAUAUAGUUCACUGGAACUGUCUUUACUCAUUUGUGACACAUUAUCAGUCAAUUACUAUUGACAACUGAAUU